Thermothelomyces thermophilus ATCC 42464 is the source of this 816-nucleotide messenger RNA. RefSeq lists its product as uncharacterized. The record is from RefSeq and is a predicted model, not a curated record. The transcript has 5 exons. NCBI's taxonomy places the organism in Eukaryota, Fungi, Ascomycota, Sordariomycetes, Sordariales, Chaetomiaceae. The coding region runs from base 1 to 816 and encodes 271 amino acids.
AUGCCGCUUUGUCCUGCAAGGCUGGUGUGCAGCGACGCCGCGAACAGCUACCUAGUCCUCAGCGUAGUUGAUGCGCCGUUCCCAGUGGACCAACGAGAUUCGUUCCCCGCCAUCCUUCAAGGAGGGACAAAGUGUCUUCUGAGAGAGCGCGAACUGAUGUCCAGUGUGCCGAAUGCCAAGGGUAUUGGGAGUUUGGGAGUUCUGAAGUCGAAACGCGUAGACAAGGGGUUCUGCUAUUGGCAGAUCUCGAAACACGCAUGGACUUGCUUCGGCUUUACGACUGAGGAGUUCGAAGCAACGGCGGGAGGUCGGCGCAGUGGGAUUGUGCUCUGCACAUCCUUCCGUCCUUGUUCUGCGGCUUCGAUUGGUGUGCCUGGCGGCCCCUGGCAGCUUCCCUGCAUCAGCGCGGCGCUGCUCCACGCCCAUUGCGACUUCUGUGCGGAGACUACACAUACCGAGCUGCUACGCUACGACGAGGUCGCAACAACGAGGAUGGUGAUGGCUGACGAGCUCUCCCUUGCAAUGCAACCCGAUGUUCUACACUACUCCGUAUCCCAAGCCGCAGUCGGGCAGUCGCUCGGUCUCAUUCUUGAGAGCGGGGCAGACAGGGCGUCGGGCGAUUUGCUUGAAGUGGAACUGCCGACUACCGAUUUUAGCCUGGCUCGUGCGGCUGCAGAGUGCGAAACAAGCGCCUUCGUGCUGCCCGCGAUGGAGCUCAGGGGCUCGGGGAAAGAGAUGAAACUCGAAGGCCUUGUCACAGCUUUUUCCAGAACAACGGUUCGCACCUUGAACAAUGGGAACGGCUUCCACCACUGA